Tilletiaria anomala UBC 951 is the source of this 1560-nucleotide messenger RNA. RefSeq lists its product as uncharacterized. The transcript has a single exon. Gene Ontology annotation, molecular function: RNA binding. Lineage: Eukaryota; Fungi; Basidiomycota; Exobasidiomycetes; Georgefischeriales; Tilletiariaceae. The record is from RefSeq and is a predicted model, not a curated record. The coding region runs from base 59 to 1498 and encodes 479 amino acids.
GCUCGUGACUUCUCACCAGGUGCUCUCCUUGAUAAGACGAAGACGGGAAAUAGCCAAGAUGGCAACUCCCGGAACGACCAAAACGAUCCUUCGCAACUUGGCUCAUCUCGAGCCACCGCGCAAGGGGAGCAAGUUUGCCUUCAAAUCGGUCCCCUCGUACGCUCGACAUACCCCCAAUUUUGUCCGCCCAAAAGACCGGAUAGCCUACUGGAACAUAGUCCCCGGAGAUGUUGUCAAGGUGCGCAUUGGGAAAGUGAAGGAGCUCCCUGCGUCCACGGAUGAAGGAGCGGAAGAUGGUGCUGCCGAGACAUCCAGACGCUCCAGGAAGGUUCGAGGCGAAGGCAAAGUCGUCUCUAUCGACCGCGAGAGAAAUCUGGCAUGGCUGAAGGAUCUGGAUCAGGAUGCGUCAGGAAACUCAAAGCUACAGCUAGCCCCGAGAAAUAUCCGACAUGUCAUCCCUCGCCUCGUCGACCCCGAGGCUGGCGAAGAGAAAGGGUACGGCCCAAAUGUCAUGGAGGUCCCGCGACCGGUACACUAUUCAAACCUCAUGCUUAAGAUUCCGGACGAUCUGCUAGACAAGAAAGACUUAGAGGCCGCCCCAAACCGUGUCAUCUACGCUCGCAAGGUGACUCGCUCCCGCGUCACGUUCGACCGGCGAAAGGGCAUGUUUUACUGGCGACGCUAUGCGAUCUACCAGAAUCCUUCGACCAACGCCUAUGAGCGCAUCGAAGUGCCGUGGCCCACAUUGCCGCCCAAGCGACGCACAAAGACCAUCGAGCAUGCAGACCAAUCCAUCGUCGGCAACGAAAGCUGGAUCCCUUGGAGACCUGAGGAUCCUGUCCUACUGCCGCCUGAAUUUGGAACACGACUCGGUCGGCAGCGUAGCUCGGUAGAGAGUGAGGCAGAGGCAGAAGUGCUGCGAGGGGCGCACGAAAAGAGAAGGAAUGAGCUGCUACGAGAGAAGAACGAAGCACAGAAAGACAUUCCGGACGAUGCAGCAGGCACCUAUGCUGGAUUCGCCAACAGCCGUCGUCAACAUGCCAAAUUGACGCGCCCACCGCCGAUCGCACAAGCCCCCACACCAGCCGAGACGAUCUCCCAUUCGUCGCGUAUUCUCUCCGCCUGGGCCUCGGACAAGGAUGUGAAGAGGCACGUGUCCAGGCGUGGAGGUCGCGCAUUCGCUGCCAGCGAUUACCUCGACCUCGCCCCUUCCUUUGGACCAGCAAGCGGCGGUGAUUGGCGCGCGCUGGACCCUAUGCCGGUGAUCAGCGAUGCCAGGGACAAGUACACGGGCAAGCUGCUGAACAUACCUUCGCAGGAGCAGGUGGACGCUUUCCCCAUCGAAUUGCUCAUGCGCAAGGACCUUAGCAACGAGGGCAGCCUCGCGAAUCGCAUGAAGCGCUGGAAGGUCAAGCAGAUCGAAAAGGCCCAAGAGGCGAAAGUGUUGGCGGAGAUGGAGAAGCGAAACCUCAAGGUUCUCAGGGAACUCAAGCUCUGAUUGCAGUAGUGGCCACGAUUCCUUGUAUCAUACAUACAGCACAGCCGCAAGCGCUCAUACAC